This is a messenger RNA of Puma concolor (puma), 1718 nucleotides long. Lineage: Eukaryota; Metazoa; Chordata; Mammalia; Carnivora; Felidae. The record is from RefSeq and is a predicted model, not a curated record.
AUGGGCGACCUGGAGUCGGACUUCAACCUGAAAGUUGUCUUAGUCAGUUUCAAGCAGUGUCUCAACGAGAAGGAGGAGGUGCUGCUGGAUCACUACCUCGCUGGCUGGAGGGGGCUGGUCAGGUUCCUGAACAGCCUGGGUGCCAUCUUCUCCUUCAUCUCUAAGGAUGUCACCACAAAGCUACAGAUCAUGGAGCGUCUGUGCAGUGGCCCACAGCAGGAGCACUACAGCAGCCUGCAGUCCAUGAUGGCCUACGAGGUGGGCAACCGGCUGGUGGACCUCGAGCGUCGUUCCCAGCACCCCGACUCAGGCUGCCGGACAGUGCUCCGGCUACACCGCGCCCUGCGCUGGCUACAGCUCUUCCUGGAAGGUCUGCGCACCAGCCCCGAGGACGCGCGUACUGCCGUGCUCUGCACCGACUCCUACAACGCCUCUCUGGCUGCCUACCACCCCUGGAUCAUCCGCCGGGCCGUCACCGUGGCCUUCUGUACGUUGCCCACACGCAAGGUCUUCCUGGAGGCCAUGAACGUGGGGUCCCCAGAGCAGGCCGUGGAAAUGCUGGGCGAGGCCCUGCCCUUCAUUGAGCGUGUCUACGAUGUCUCCCAGAAACUCUACACUGAGCAUUCCCUGCUGAACCUGCCCUGAGGGCCAGCGGGUGAGGUGGGGCAUGUUUCUCCUUUCUAGAGCUGGGCUGGGGCAGCCAGAACCCAUCAGGCCCACCAUGGAGAUUUGUGGGUGCCCCAGGAAUGGGAAAUACGCUUUCCCCUGCCAGCUGAGCUACGGGCCCAGCAUAGCCCACUCGGGCUGAGCUUCUGGGCUGCAGCAUGGGGGCUGUGACAGAGAAGGCAAGCCCUGGCCAUCGCUCCUCCUUGUUGUCUUGCUCUGACCAAGGGCACCUUGGCUUCACCCUCAACCAGGUUAUACGUGUGCAACCAGGCCUUGCCCGGAUGGGUAAAGUGCCGAAGGCGGGGAGGGUAAGGGCAGUAUCCGUGUUCAUGCGAAACCCUGAAAAGCUGCCUCCUGCCUGUGAGCCAAGUGUGUGAAAUGGGGCGAAGUCACAGGUCCCCACAGUGCAGAGACUUCAUCCUGCUUGCCAGCAAACUCACCCAGCAGGUGCUUCUCUGUCCCUGGCCCAUCUCGGUGUCAGGCCCUGGGUGCAGUGCCUAGGUCCAGGUGCCCGGGCCCCUCCACACGGGGUUGGCUGUCCCCAGGACAGGGAUGGAACCCCUGGGCAGCAGUGGACAGGCCCUCUCCCUGUCCCUCACCUCCUUGUUAGCCAGGGUCCCACAUGUCCUCAGCAGCAACAUGCAGGAGCCAAAGCCCUGAGCGGAGGCCUGCCCUGCCUCUAGUUCUGCACACUUAUCAGCUGCCCCCUGCAGCCACCCUGUCAUUCAGGUGCUCCCCCAGGCAGCUGCCUGUGAGUCUGCACAGCACAACUCCAAAGCUCUAGAGAGCCCAUGACUCUGCUGGUCCAGUUCUGGCCUCUCCCUCCCCAUCAUCCAACAAGAUGCUGCAUUCCAUCCUCCCCGUCCCUACAGAGCUCAGGAGACCCGGGAUGAUAUGGCACACGGAGAGAGCCUGGACCCUUUUGCCCAGCUGACAGGCCAGCCGUCACCAGACACUUGGGGACCUAGCGUCUCCUACUGGCUCUUCACUGUGAGCUCAGGGCCCUCAAUGCCGAGGGGACCGUAUCCACCAUAUGGAGAUGUGCGUAAGUG